GCUGGGGGCGGGGCGGGGGCCGGUGUAUCCUCUGUACCUAGUUGUGCCCCUGGCGCCGCCCGGUCAUCGCGCAGGUCGCUGGCGCCAUGAAGAUCUGGACAUCGGAGCACGUCUUUGACCACCCAUGGGAAACUGUUACAACAGCUGCAAUGCAGAAAUACCCAAACCCUAUGAACCCAAGUGUGGUUGGAGUUGAUGUGUUGGACAGACAUAUAGAUCCCUCUGGAAAGUUGCACAGCCACAGACUUCUCAGCACAGAGUGGGGACUGCCUUCCAUCGUGAAGUCUCUUAUUGGUGCAGCAAGAACAAAAACGUAUGUGCAAGAACAUUCUGUAGUUGAUCCUGUACAGAAAACAAUGGAACUUAAAUCUACUAAUAUUUCAUUUACAAAUAUGGUUUCAAUAGAUGAGAGACUUAUAUACAAACCACAUCCUCAGGACCCAGAAAAAACUGUUUUGACUCAAGAAGCUAUAAUCACUGUGAAAGGAGUUAGCCUCAGCAGUUACCUUGAAGGAUUGAUGGCAAGUAUGAUAUCCUCCAAUGCUAGUAAAGGCCGAGAAGCAAUGGAAUGGGUAAUACACAAAUUAAAUGCUGAGAUUGAAGAACUUACAGCCUCAGCAAGAGGAAGCAUACGGACUCCAAUGGCUGCAGCAGCAUUUGCAGAGAAGUGAUAGUGAAAGUUGGUAGGCAACGUCGGGUACUCCAGUUCUCUCCAAGCUGACUAUGUAUUUAUUUGUUAUUUAAAAAAUUCAACUAUAUUUUAGGUAAUUUUUUUUUAAGUUGGUAUAAGGCUAUGACUUGAUCAAAACAGAUGCAGGGCCUGUAAAUAAAAGGAAUCAUCUGAAAUUAAUGUUGUUUGAAAUUAACUGUCUCAUUUUGAGGGUUCCAGUAUUUCUGUGAAAAUUCAACAAGAAUUCCUUGGAAAUGAGUAUUGAUAUUGAAUCUUCUUAAGGUAGGAUUUUCAAGUUUUUCAUACACUGGAACUCCACGUGACUUUGGACCAACCCCAGAACAAAGCAGAGCCCAGUGCCCUGCCUACUGUACACUUGAACAGCUUGCACAAGGGAACUCACCUAAAAGGAGAAAUUGUGUAGUUUUAAAAUAUAUUUUGUGUAAAAUAACUUGCUCUGCUAUAAACCACCAUUAAAAACCAAUGUUUUGAUUUGGUACUUAAUAUUUUUGGAGUGAAAAUUAUCACUAAAGUAACAUGACUCCAACAGAAGUAUGGUUUCAUUAUAUUAAAGAGUACUGUAUUGAUUUGCCAAAGUUUUGUAACUUAGUAAAGGUAUUAACUUCCUUGGAUUUGUACUUUAUGAUUUAGUAUGCUGUACCGUGGGCUGGUUAUGUUAACUGAAAAAAAUAAAGUCAUUACCUGAG
Messenger RNA from Saimiri boliviensis boliviensis (Bolivian squirrel monkey), 1377 nucleotides. NCBI's taxonomy places the organism in Eukaryota, Metazoa, Chordata, Mammalia, Primates, Cebidae. The record is from RefSeq and is a predicted model, not a curated record.